This is a messenger RNA of Caenorhabditis briggsae, 1491 nucleotides long. NCBI's taxonomy places the organism in Eukaryota, Metazoa, Nematoda, Chromadorea, Rhabditida, Rhabditidae. Gene Ontology annotation, molecular function: protein binding. The transcript is spliced from 7 exons. The annotation marks the transcript as partial. The record is from RefSeq and is a predicted model, not a curated record.
CUGAAGCAUCCACACCAUCAUCUUCAUCAUGAUCAUUUUGAUUCAAAUGAUCGCUCAUUUCUAUCAAUUCUAACUGACCCGAUUGUCAGUUUAUUCCGUUCAAUUCCAAUCGAAAUCCUCGAUCAAAACGAGGAACUCAGUCCGAGUCAAAAGGAUUUCCUAGCUGAUUUUGUGGAAAUUCGAAUUGAAUGUAAGGAGGACGAUCCGACGGAAUUACUCCAAUUUGAUGGGCAACUUAUUUCCACAGUUGUCGUUGAUGUUCUCAGUGAUGUGCUAGACAAAGUGGAGGAAAUGGAACAAGAUGAAUCUUUCAAAAAUGUUGAAAUUCCUCAAAUAAUUGUGGAAGAAACUACAUCAUUUCCAUGCAUUGACAUCGUUGUUCAAUCAUUCGACAAACUUCAAGACAUCCCAGUCGAGCUCACUGAUUCAGGAUUAUUCUCUGAUAUUGAUGAAGAUGAUUCUUCUGAUUUUGGAAUCGACGAAGCAAUCCCACUGGAAAUCUUCGAGCCUAUUGAAGAAGUCUCAGCUACUACAAGCUGCUCAUUCAUCAGAUCUCAAUCAUCUGCUCGCUGCAAAAUUAUUCUACCUGAUAAUUCAUUUGUUUGUACUCUACCUCCUAUCUCUGCUACAUUCUCGGCACCAGUUAUCACCCCAAAAAAGGUUAUAAAACGAAAAAAAUCCGUGUCAACCACCACAAAAAUGGCGGCCGAAGUUCUCCAGAACGAGCCACACUGCUUCAUCGCAUCCUCUUCCAGCAUUGAUCGUCCAUUCAAAUUACUCGUUCAGAAGGAAACAUUCCUUAUUGAUGCAGAAUCAAUGAGUCGAAUUUCACCUAUUUUCAAUGUAAUGUGUUUUGGAAAAGAUUUCGAAAAGAUGGAUUUGUCAAGAGAAAUUGUGGACGAGAAAUCGAACGACAUUGAUUGUUUCCUCAGAGCUGUACACGAUACGUCAAUGAUCAAUUCUAGCAACUUUGCUCUAGUGCUCCGUCUCUCCAACAAAUACCAAGUGGAUCCAGUCAUCGAGGCAUGCCAGAACUUCAUCAUUCGUCAGCAUUUAGAUGUACUCCGAGCUGAUGAAAUUCUCACAAUGUUGAUUGCUGCGUUCGAGCAUCACUGCAGAAAAGAAGUUGUUCAGAAACUGAUCAAAAGACUCGCUUCGGAAGGAAACAGUGUAUUCACUAAACUCAAAAUUUCGCGAUACUUGCCAGCUCAAGUAUACGGAUCGGUCAUUUCUACAUCGAUGAAUUUGAAUCAAAUCAAGGAACAUGAACAGAUGAAUGGACAUUGUCUUAAGCAGGAAAGAUCAAAAAUCCGUUGGCGUCAAUCAGUCUGCGAUGAAUGCAAGAGUGUUGCCGAGUGUGCAAAUUGUGACGAGUGCAAAAAGACGAUGUGCCGAAACCACGUGAGCAAUCUGAAGUGUUCCAGUGACUACGGUACCAAAAUGGCCGCUGAUUUGAAGAAGAAAAUUGUGGAUUUCGAAUGGCAAGACUAA